Messenger RNA from Sinocyclocheilus grahami, 2459 nucleotides. RefSeq names its product deleted in lung and esophageal cancer protein 1-like. Gene Ontology annotation, biological process: negative regulation of cell population proliferation. NCBI's taxonomy places the organism in Eukaryota, Metazoa, Chordata, Actinopteri, Cypriniformes, Cyprinidae. The transcript has 17 exons. The record is from RefSeq and is a predicted model, not a curated record. Gene Ontology annotation, cellular component: cilium; cytoplasm. Bases 54 to 2171 code for a protein of 705 amino acids. Gene Ontology annotation, molecular function: tubulin binding.
CUCACACUGUUGAGGAACUGACUAAAGUGGCUGCAGUUUGUGAAGUAAAAGGAAUGGAGAGUCCAUUGUUGCUGGGCUUUUUUUCUAAAGCCAAACCUCUCAGAGUUUCCUACUCACUGCCUUCUGAUUGUGUUAAUUCAAGGGAUGCCGAUCACCAAACAAUCACACUGGACUUCAGUGAGCAUGAGCCAGUCGUCAUUGGCAAAUCUAUCAAACGGCAGUUGCUGAUAACUAACGACACCGCUAUUACUGCUCCGUUCACUGUUGAAGCAGAGUACUUUACUGGAUGCUGUCCUUCACAAUUGGAUGAAAACUCUGAAAGGAGCGGUGCACCUCUCCACUCUGUCCAGGCCAAAAAAAUACAGCAAAAAGCAUAUGAUGAAUUUGUAAACUGUCUUCUUUCCAAUGGGAGAGGUGCAGCAUUCUUUGUUGAACCGAACAGUGGGAUGCUCGGCCCAUUUGAGACUCAAGCCAUCAAUAUCACUGCUCUCACCAAUAUGUGGGGGAAUUAUCAAGACAAGCUCAUAUGUAAAGUUGGAGAUCUAGAUCCAACUCCCAUUCCUAUCCAGAUGUCUGUGAGGGGCUGCCCCAUUUACUUUCAGAUGAUUGGACCACAACCUGACAACCAGAACCAGGGUCCAAUUAUACGAUUUGGAAGCCAUGUUUCUGGAGGAGACACUGUGUCACGCUCUUUACGGCUCAUUAACACCAGUCCGUAUGAUAUCCGUAUGGAUUGGAUGACCUACAACUUGGAGGUCGGUGAUAGUAAAUUGAUAGAUCUGUUGGUUGCAUGUGGUGAACCCUUUCCUCUGAAGGAUGCUGAUGGCAAUGAAGUUCUUGGAGGGCUGGACUCAUCCGUCAUGUUCCCGCGCACAUGGGAUGACAGCCACACCCCCAGCAGAAAAGGAACAAGCUCAACUUUCAUGACCAAAUCUGAUGAUUUUGGAGAGAAUGAGGAAGAAUGUGAUGGAGAGGAGGGCAGAAGCCCUUCUAGGUCUCUGGCUCCAGUGAAGAAGCUGUUUUCUGUGUUUCUGAAGCCUCAUGAAGGGAACAUCUCUGACUACCCAUACUGCAUUACUCCACAGCAAACCGUAGUUCCAGCAGGGGGCACUAGCACCAUUCAUGUGUCUUUCACUCCUCUGAUCCUGUCAUGUUCAACCAGUCAAAAGUGUUUGGGUUAUGCUCUGAGUUUCAUGAACCUGGACUCUAAGCUUGCAUCAUUGACUCCAGGCAAAGUGGAGAGAGCACAGGGCUAUGAACUAGAACCUUUGAGGCUGGACAUGCAGGCUAAUGUAAAACCUGCCGUCUUGACAGUGCAGAUGGCAGAAGAUACAGACGUACUGGAAUUCACAGCAGCUGCCAGUGAUACACUGGACGGAGCAUCACAGACACAGAAGGAAUCCAGGAUAACUCGGACGUUCCAGCUGAAGAACAAUACGGAUAUGGCCUUGAGUUUCAGAUUGAGCACACACCCUCCGUUCUCAGUGCUGCUGCCCCGACAGAGCCUUAAACUGAUCAGCAGCUCACCCUCUCACAGACACACAACAGGAAUCUCUGGACCAGGAGAUGAGCAAAUAUCACUUCUUUUACAGCCUAAACAAAUCAUGCAGGUUAAGGUGGCUUUUCAUAAUUCAUCUUCGCUCCUGACCUGUCUGAAUGAACCAUGUGAGGAAUCAGAUGCUCUUCCUUCAGCUACUCUUCUGUGCAAUGAUGCUGGAGAAAGGACACUACAGUUUCGCCAGAGUUUGACCAUUCAGUACAGCAAUAACAGCGUACAGACAGUGUCCCUUUGUGCUAAUCUGGCAUUACCGACACUGCACCUUUCCAGUUCCACUGUGGAUUUUGGCACCUGCUUUGUUGGACAAACAACUGUCAAAGAGGUCUACCUCUACAACAGAGGUGGCUCCUUUAGCUACUGGACUGCACUUACAGAUGCUGAAGGUGGCAUUGAAGUGUUCAGGGUGAGUCCAGACUCUGGUGUGUUGAAAGCUCUUGUAGACCCACCAUCCUGUAAGCAGUUGCUGCAGAUCAGCUUCACAGCAAGUGAUCACAAAGAGUUCCAGACAAUCAUCACAGUGCAGGGGCUUCUUGGAGAGAUACCACUUGUUCUGAAGGUCAAUGGAAAAGGAUCAUUUGAUGAGAGUUUUGUGUCUUCAAAAUCUGACACCUGACAAAACACUGAGUUCCAUAUAAAAGACAGAAGAACUGAAACGUAUCUCUCUCUGUACAGUCAUUCAUUAGUUUGACUAGACACUGAUCUCUGUAUACGUCAAAUUCUGUAUUUGUGAGUUGUAAUCUUUUAAUUAUAAAGAAGAUUAAAUAACAUAAGAACACAAGCAAAUGUCAAAUGGCCUAGUGUAUGUUUGCAAACCGAGGUUCAAAGGUCAAGUUGUAGUUAAACAGCGACUUCACACAUACACUACUGUUCAAAAGUUUGGGGUCAGUAAGAUUUUUCAUGU